GCGCAUGCUAAGAAGGCCGCAUUCGUUUGGUCCUUGCGGCUUGCCGUCGAUGGAAGAGGCGAGUGGAGCGGCGGUUGGGGAGUCGUCGAAAGCCAUGGCGGCCGCUGAGGAGGAGAGCGACGCCUUCGAUGCUAUCGUCAUGGCAGAGACGAGAUUUCAUGGUGAAGGUUAUCAAGAUGGUUAUGCUGAAGGAGUCCAUGCUGGUGCUGUUGAAGGAAGGCAACAUGGACUACAGCAGGGUGCCAGAAUUGGCUCAGAAAUAGGGUCAUACCUUGGUUUUGCACUGACGUGGCAACAGUUGCUUCAGAAAACAUCAGAUGAAAAAUGCAGUAAAAAGUUAAAAGUCCUGGAGCAGUUAAUAGAGAUGAUUCAAAAUUUUCCUUUGGAAGAUCCAGUUUAUGACAAACUUCAAGAUGACUUGGAGAAAAUUAGGGGACGGUUUAAACAAAUUUGCUCAUUAUUGCACAUUCCAUCUGAUUUAAGACUUGGUUCUGAGAGUAUGUCAUUUUCAUUUUGAAAGCAACAUAAAAAGAAAAUUGCUGUUGGAUAUAAAAAAUGGUUACAUCUCACAUAGAGUGAUCACCUUUUCUUUUCUGUCCACUGAGCAGAAAACUACAAAGAUAAAGCUAAUAACUUGAUUUUAUUGUACUUGAAUUGUAUCACUGUGUCAUUGUUUCAGUUUUCACAUUCAAGCUCAACAGUGGCUUCAGCCUGUUGGUUAACAUACUGUUCCAGAAAUUAAUAUUACACAUGAGUAGAGAAGAAAAUUGGUCUAUGGAACAUCAUAUAAAUAGUGUUAAUUUUUUUUCUUCAAUUGUGUCCGAUUCUUGGAGACAGGCUGGAAAAAUCCCUGCAGUUUUCUUGGCAAGAAUUUUUCAGAAAUGAUUUCCCCUUGCCUACUUCCUAAGGCUGAGAAAAGUGGCUAGCUCAAGGUCAUCCAGCUGGUUUUGUGCCCAAGAUGGGACUAGAUCUCAUGGUCUUCUGAUUUUUAACCUGAAGCCUUAACCAUUAUACCAGUCUGACACAUUAAUAACCUAUUGCCACCAUUUAUAUUGAAAAGAUGACAGCAAGUAGUCCUCGACUUACAAUCACAAUUGCCUGGAACUUCUGUCACUAAGAUAUAUUUUUAAAAUGAUGAGCACCUUAUUUUAUGAUAUUUUUUUGCUACAGUCAAUAAGUAAAUCAGUGGUUAAAUGAAUCCAUCUUUCCCCAUUGACUUUGCUUAUGGGAAGUAGAUUGGAAAGAUUGCAAAUAGCAGUUGUGACCUGCUGUUAUAAGUACAUGCUGGUUGCCAAACACCCUACUUUAGAUCAUAUGACUGGGAAUGCUGCAGUGGUUGUAUAUAACCUUUUUCAGUGCUGCUGUAACAUCAGACAGUCAUCAAAUGAAUGGUUGAAAGAUGAGGAUUACCCAUAAAGCAUCUUAAGGAUUUUAAGUAGAUUUUGUAAACACGGAAGAGUGCCUUCCUAAAAUUGACAUUCUGUAAGAAGUGAGUACAAUACAUAUUUAACUAUAUUAGUGCAAAACCACAAAUUUGAAACAUGUCAAUGUAUCUGUAGUUUUACAAGUGUAUCUCAGAUGAGAUGUGUGCUUUGUAAAUUAAUUUUGGAGGCUCCCAAAUAAACUUUCUGUCAGUAGCUUUCAGUAGUAAUCACCAUUACUAUUAUGAAAGUGCUAAGGUAUAUUCUGAAAAUAAACUUUAUUUGGAAGAAACACCAAUGAAGACCAGUAGAGAUUUUUGUAGCUUGCAGAAAGUGUCUUUGGAGGCCAAUCUGGCACUCUCUUGCUGCACAUUUUAUAAAUAAUUUUAAUAGACAAUUAAGGUAAAAUUCAUUUGGCUUGUGGGCAUGUUCUAUUAUGUCCUGUUUAUCUCUUAUUAUUUUCCUAUCUUUUGGCAGUUUAGAGGAAAUAUGUGGCAAACUUGACUCUGCCAGUCCAAAUAUAGACUGUUGUAUGAGUUUGUUUCUUUUAUGCCAUCAUUUGAAAUUGCACAAAGUAUUCAUGUUUAAAGUAUGCAUGCCACAUCUCAGGCCCAGGUCUUCCUGGGAUGGUUUUCAGUGCGUAAAGACACCAUAUGAGAAUAAUAAUCAAAAUACAAUAAUACAAUCAGUGCAUUAGUCAAGUAGUAUGAAUUCCAUGCAGCAUAUAUUUACCAAGUCCUAAACCUGAAAGCUCUUUUGCCUGGCACUGAAAAUAAAGGCAGCUGAAGGGGAGCAGGGUUACAAUUUUGUUUUGAAGUGGCAGCAUUUUUCUUCUUGGUUUAAAGUCCAAAGAUCUAAGCCCCUAUCUUAAAUAUGCUGUACUUGCUUUUUUAAAUAAAAAGUUUAGUAUAUUUAUCUUUGCUUGUGAACAACACUAUAGUAACUAAAUCAUGGGGGAUACAAGAUUUUCCAUUCCUUGCACUGCAUCGCUAUGCUGGUUGUAUUUGCUGCUUUGGGCUGAGAAUGAUCAGGAGAAAACUCUGUUAAAAUCCUACUAGAUUGCUUCAUGCUAUACCUGUAUGAAUAAGAUUAACUCUAAAUUAGAUGUUAGAAAUCACUGAUUAGGGCCACCUAGUGGGAAAAAUAAUUAUAUCAGCUUUCAAAUUUCAAAUUCCAAUGUUUUAGUUAGAAAUGGUAAACAGUUUUAAUUAAAUUAAAUUAAGAAAGUUUUUGUUUUAAAAAAUGGAAGUGCAAUAGCAGACAGUAUUUACCAAAACAGCUGAAUGUUCUUCAUUUAUAUCUUCAAUGGAUACUUUACCCAUAACUGAAGUUAUAUUCAUAAUUGUACUGUUAGUAUUAUCUGUUGUAUUGAUCGUAAGGUUGGCCAAAUUCACUGUCUGUUAUGUUUUAUAUUUGAUAUUUGUACUAAAAUAUUAUUUUCUUCAAAGUGAUUCUUAUUGUAAUUCAGUCUGUUACUUAAAGAGGCCAUCUGUGAAAGUGCUCUAACCCAUUUAUUGAUAACGUUUUUACUUCAUGGAAAAAGAAAAUUAAUUAAAAUGCUAAUAUGGAAGCAUAAAAAAUAAUGAAUCCUGUGAAAACCCUUAAUCAUAUAUCUGUAUAAGUGGAGUCUGGAAAAGCAGUUGAUAAUAUGGUUGAUUAGCAAUCAAAAUAGUUUUUUUUAAUUUUCCAGAAACACUUUUGGAUAAUACAAGGAGGAAGGAAAAGAUAGAGUAUUCUGUGCAAAUAAUUCUUUGUUCAAUGGUGUGCAAAUGGAGCUUUGUUUAAAUACUAGGGUAAGAAAAAUUUGUGACACUAGAACAAAUGUAAUUUUGAAGAUGUCAGUUUUUAGAAUAAGACUUUUUAUAACAUCAACACUGUUAAAGUCAAAUCGAUGUGGGUUUCCAAAGUUAGUGAUUUAGGUUUUUACAUCAAAUUACCUACUAUUAAAUAUCAAAACCUAAUUAUAAUUUUUUUAAAAGCUAAAACUUAAAAAGUUUCUAAAAACUGUUACAUUCAAUGUAAGUACCUCAUUUUGA
Thamnophis elegans (Western terrestrial garter snake) is the source of this 3457-nucleotide messenger RNA. It is a transcript of the gene LTO1, whose product is annotated as LTO1 maturation factor of ABCE1. The transcript has 5 exons. The record is from RefSeq and is a predicted model, not a curated record. NCBI's taxonomy places the organism in Eukaryota, Metazoa, Chordata, Lepidosauria, Squamata, Natricidae. Bases 5 to 517 code for a protein of 170 amino acids.